GUGGAGGAGAGAGAGAGAGAGAGAGAGAGAGAGAGAGAGAGAGAGAGAGAGAGAGAGAGAGAGAGAGAGAGAGAGAUGGCGCAACGCCUCAGCAUCCGAAACACACGGGAGCGGUGCGCCACCGAGACCGGAGCUCUGGACUCACCCGAAGCAGCGCCACACACUCACUGCUCUCCUCUCCCCGCACGGCGGUGUCUCAUGCUGGGUUAGAGAGGUUGGCUAAGCCCUAAGGAUGCGAGUUGUUUUCAAUCAGCACAGUAGUUACCAGCUGUGCCCUCACAUUCCCCAGGGUGGCACAACCAAGAUAUUAAUCAUCACCCACCUCCGUCUGCGCAUGUGAUUCCACUGCGAGGACUGGAAGUCGAGUACCUCAGCUGCUUUACUUCAAUCAAGACCUUUGUUCCCUGACAUCCGGCAUAGCUCCCUUAUCCAACUGCCAUGGUGACAUGACACACCUGAGUGGCUUUGUGGGUUUGCGCCUGUCUCACGCCUAGUCAAUUGGUUGGGUUUCUAAAAACGCUCAAUCUCCCGCACACACACUCUCUAGACUUCAGCAAACUAAAAACGACAUCGCUUCUUCCUACGCACGACACCUCAACAGUUUGCAAUGACCGUGGCUGUCCGGUUCCGCCGCCACUUACGAAGGCUCUUGCUGUUACUGGCCUCCUGCUGUCUCGUCUCCUUGCUCCUCUCUGCCUAUUUUCUCUUUACGAACUCCUCCCCUUCCAUGCAGCUUGGACAGUCCCCUGAGCCUGCCUGCUCCCAGUCGCUCUCCAUGUCCCCAUAUCGUCAACUCCCAUACCCCUACCCUCCUAACCCUCCUCACACACAUGUCUACACUGACCCAGUAGUUUUGGUGAUGGUGGAGUCCCAGUACUCCCAGCUUGGCCAGGAUAUUGUAGCUAUACUGGAGUCAGCACAUUUCCAGUUCCGUAUGGAGAUUGCUUCAGGAAAGGGCGACCUUCCGCCACUUACAGAACAGGGUCGUGGACGAUUUUCGCUCGUCAUAUAUGAGAAUCUUUUAAAGUAUGCAAAUGCAGACACAUGGAACAGACAGCUGUUGCAUCAAUACUGUACUGAGUAUAGAGUUGGCAUCAUAGGUUUCUAUCGCUCCACGGAGAACUCCCCAUCUCCCCUGAAACUCCGAGGCCUACCGCUGGUGCUUAGGACCACCCAGGCACUUUGGGACUGCUGUGUGGUGUCUAGCUCACCUCUUCUCCAGCUUACCAAACCUGGCACAGAUCGAGGACCUUUACCUGGUGAAGACUGGACCUCAUUUUCGUCUAAUCACUCCACAUACCAGGCGGUGCUCCAUGCACGGGCUAAGGAGGGAGCAGGCUCAGGCAGCGGAGAUAAUUCAGGCCCUGGGUUCAAUCUAGGCCUCCACGCCACAGUGGUACAGGACAUGGGACUAUAUGAUGGGGUGAGGAGAGUGCUCUUUGGCCAGGGACUGGCCUACUGGCUCCACAGACUCAUCCUGGUGGAUGCCAUUUCCUACCUCACAGACAGGAAGCUUACUUUGGGUCUGGACCGGCACAUACUGGUGGAUAUAGAUGACAUUUUUGUGGGGAAAGAAGGGACUCGCAUGAAUGCCAAGGAUGUGAAGGCUCUCCUAGAAACUCAGAAGCAGCUUCGUUCUCAGAUCUCCAACUUUACCUUUAAUCUGGGCUUCUCUGGGAAGUUCUACCACACAGGCACAGUGGAGGAGGACGAGGGAGAUGAUCUACUACUGAAGUAUGUAGAUGAGUUCUGGUGGUUCCCCCACAUGUGGAGCCACAUGCAGCCUCACCUCUUCCACAAUGAGUCCUCACUGCUGGAGCAGAUGGUCCUCAACAAGGAGUUUGCUCUGAACCACAACAUCCCAGUGGAUAUGGGCUACGCUGUGGCCCCUCACCACUCAGGUGUCUAUCCGGUCCACCUGCAGCUGUAUGAGGCUUGGAAACGUGUGUGGAACAUUCGGGUCACCAGCACUGAAGAGUACCCCCACCUCAAACCUGCCCGCUACCGUAAGGGCUUCAUCCACAACAGCAUAAUGGUGCUGCCUCGCCAAACGUGUGGCUUGUUUACUCACACCAUCUACUAUAAGGAAUACCCCGGUGGACCAAAAGAACUGGACAAAAGCAUCCGUGGGGGAGAGCUGUUUCUCACCGUGCUGCUCAACCCAAUAAGUAUAUUCAUGACCCACCUAUCUAACUAUGGCAAUGAUCGACUGGGUCUAUACACAUUUGUCCACCUGGCCUCCUUCCUUCGCUCAUGGACAAACCUGAAGCUUCACACCCUCCCACCACUCCAGCUUGCACACAAGUACUUCCAGCUCUUUCCUGAACAAAGAAACCCACUCUGGCAGAACCCAUGUGAUGACAAGCGACAUAAAGACAUCUGGUCUAAAGAAAAAACCUGUGACAGAUUACCCAAGUUCAUGGUAAUAGGGCCACAGAAAACAGGAACGACAGCACUUUAUCUCUUCCUACUCAUGCAUCCCUCCAUCUCCAGCAAUUUCCCAAGUCCAAAGACUUAUGAGGAGGUCCAGUUCUUCAACACCAACAAUUACCACAAAGGAAUUGACUGGUACAUGGAGUUUUUCCCCGUGCCCUCCAAUGUUAGCACAGACUUCUUGUUUGAGAAGAGCGCCAACUAUUUCCCCUCAGAGGAGACCCCACGGCGAGCGGCUGCCCUGCUGCCCAAGGCCAAGAUCAUCACCCUGCUCAUCAACCCUUCUGACAGGGCCUACAGCUGGUAUCAGCAUCAGAGAGCUCACGAGGACCACGCAGCACUACGCUUCACCUUCUAUGAUGUCAUCACUGCAAAAAAGGGUGCACCAGCUGAGCUGCGGUCCCUGCAGAGCCGCUGUCUCAUCCCUGGUCUGUACGCUACACACCUAGAGAGGUGGCUCACAUACUACCCUGCUAACCAGCUGAUGAUCAUAGAUGGCCAUCAACUGAGAACUGACCCCGCAGCAGUGAUGGAUGAAGUUCAGAAGUUUCUUGGAGUCACUCCUCAGUUCAACUACUCCCAGGCCCUUACCUUUGACCCUCAGAAGGGUUUUUGGUGUCAGCUCCUUGAGGGUGGAAAGACAAAAUGUUUAGGAAAAAGCAAAGGAAGGAAGUACCCCCCUAUGGAGCCAGAGGCACGUGCAUAUCUCUCCAGGUACUACAGAGAACACAAUGUGGAGCUGUCAAAGCUGCUGCAUCGGCUUGGACAGCCCCUUCCCUCUUGGCUAAGAGAGGAGUUGCAGAAGAUAACCUUUGCAUCUAUGAGCCGUGGUUAAAGUCAGGGGGGUCACAGAACAGGAAGCGACUGGGAGCACCUGACCUUCAGAUGCACUGUCUGUGGCCUUUUAGUGCACCCUGAGGUGAAAGCAAGGACGGGGGUUGCCUUGUUUUACCGAAGAGCUGUGACGCUGCUGAGAGGAGCAGAAGUCAUGAAAGCACAAAGAAACCUUGUGAGCUGAAACAGAACUCUGGGAUGGAUGGAUGGAUGGAUGGAUGGAUGGAUGGAUGGAUGGAUGGAUGGAUGGAUGGAUGGAUGGAUGUUUCAGGCGAAUAGACAGCUCUGAUGAAAAUGGGACUAAAAGGAAGAACCAUAUGACAACAAUGAAGCAAACUGCGGAGGACAAUGAGAAUUUGGAAAAUGUUUGAUGCCCAAAACCUGUUCUAGUGAAUUCUUAUGCACACCUGCAGUGAAUUUGAUUAUUAAUCCUUUUUAUUUUAUGAUCACUUUUAAAUU
Archocentrus centrarchus (flier cichlid) is the source of this 3726-nucleotide messenger RNA. It is a transcript of the gene ndst3, whose product is annotated as N-deacetylase/N-sulfotransferase (heparan glucosaminyl) 3. Gene Ontology annotation, molecular function: hydrolase activity; deacetylase activity; heparan sulfate N-sulfotransferase activity. Gene Ontology annotation, cellular component: Golgi apparatus. Bases 608 to 3268 code for a protein of 886 amino acids. The transcript has 16 exons. Lineage: Eukaryota; Metazoa; Chordata; Actinopteri; Cichliformes; Cichlidae. The record is from RefSeq and is a predicted model, not a curated record.